AUGACAGAGCCAAUUGCCCCAGUCAGGUGUUCAAACACUAAAGAACCUCUGCAACCCACAGAAAUUCCUGAUAGGCCAUGGCAAGUUUGCUCUACAGAUUUGUUUUACUGGAACAACAAUGAUUAUAUACUGCUAGUCGAUGCAUACAGUAGGUAUUUCGAGGUCAGUCAGCUUUCUAGUGCAAGGUCAAAAUCUGUGAUUGAUAAACUCAAAGGUUAUUUUAGCCGCCAUGGUAUUCCGGAAGUGUUAUACUCAGAUAAUGGGCCUUGUUACGAUAGUUCAGAGUUUUCACAAGCAUACGAUUUUUCUCAUGUCACUUCCUCCCCAGGUCACCAGUCAGGAAAUGGAUUAGCAGAAAUUACUGUGAAAACAAUCAAGGCACUCUUUACAAAAGCAAAACAAGCUGGAAAGGACCCAUAUCUUUCACUUUUAGAGUACCGCAAUUCUCCACUGGCAUGUGGUAAAUCGCCAGCUCAAUUAUUAAUGAGCAGACAGCUCAGGUCAACACUUCUGUAA
This is a messenger RNA of Mercenaria mercenaria, 516 nucleotides long. RefSeq lists its product as uncharacterized. Gene Ontology annotation, biological process: DNA integration. Gene Ontology annotation, molecular function: nucleic acid binding. The record is from RefSeq and is a predicted model, not a curated record. Bases 1 to 516 code for a protein of 171 amino acids. The transcript has 2 exons. Lineage: Eukaryota; Metazoa; Mollusca; Bivalvia; Venerida; Veneridae.